AUGGCGUCGGUGCGUGUGGAGGAACAUAGUGGCCGCGCGAGUGUGAUGGCACGGGAGCGGGACCGUGGCGGAGGUCCCCAGACUAGCAAGCCAGCUGAAUGUGUAUCCAUUAUGGAAAGUGCGACACUACAUUCGGGCGAGCGGAAUGUGAUUAGAUUAUCAGCGAGAAGAAAGUGCAAGAGAAAACUGCGAGAACCAGCGAUGUGUGUGAUGGAGGCGGAAGAAGCAGAUGGUGGUGGUGGUGGUGGAAGCGAACCAGCGGAAGUAGCCCUUCCGCACCGGCAGUAUCUCUGUGAAAGCCACAGUAAUUCCAUUAAAAGCCCUAAUCACGCGGACAAUAAUGUAUGUACCGAAACGGAGCAGGGCGCCAAUGUGCGGCACCAACGCAACAGCUCUCUCAAGCAACCCCGGAACGGUGGGGCAUCGAAUGGGGACAAUAACAGCAACUACCAUUGCCAGCCGCCUGCGAGCACGGCAACGACGGCGACGACAACUAUGGAAACGACGCCGACGUUAAACUCCCAGCGCAAAGCACAUCAAUCGUUUGGCCUCGCUUCAGCAUCCGCACUAUCAGCAUCAUCAGGAUCAUCAUCAUCAUCAUCAUCAUCUUUACCGUUCAGCCUGCCAAAGAUUCUGAGCAAUGCCAUGGUAACGGUUCGGCUGCCCAGAUUGUUACUUCUAGGCCUACUGCUGUCCCAGCUCGGACACGGUUGCUCCGGGUUCGUACUGGACGGCUCACAGAAUAGCUUUGCACAAUUCCGCAAAUGGUACACCGGGCUCAAUGGGUCGCUGGAGCUCGAGUUCAAAACGGAGCAACCGAACGGACUCGUACUCUACACCGACGACGGUGGCACGUUCGAUUUCUUCGAGUUGAAGCUGGUUGAAGGUGCCCUGCGAUUGCGAUAUAAUCUUGGCGGAGGCGCACAAAUCAUUACCGUCGGUAGGGAUCUUCACGAUGGUCACUGGCAUAAGGUUCAGGUAAUGCGCAACGAUGAGCAUACAACCCUGACCGUCGACGGUGUCUCGCAGAGUCGCAGCUCCCGAGGGAAGGAGUUUCUGUUCGGCAAGUUUGCCACCAACUCGGACGUCUUUGUCGGUGGUAUGCCAAACUGGUACAACACCAAGCUAGCCCUGCUAGCGCUGCCCAGUGUCAUCUUCGAGCCGAGGUUCCGGGGCUCGGUGCGUAAUCUGGUCUACUCGGACCAGCCGGGCGUAUCACCACGAAGGCAAGAGAUGCGACAACCGCGAGACAUCAAGUGUGGAGAUUCACCCUGCGAUCUGACGGCGAUGCCACGAGAAAAAGUGACACGGGUGGGUCGUGGGGUGAGAGGGCCGGAACUGCUACCACCACCACCACCACCACCGCCACCACGCACUAUGCACUAUAUCAAACGCAUGCAGUCGCACCACCACACCACCAUGCACCGCCAGUCCCGGCACACGCGCAAACGGCCACCGGAAACGAUGGCCAGGAGUGUCGAUCCGUCCACUUUCACCACCCACCACCGGUGGGUACGGCCACCCACGUCCGGUACGUUUGACUUAGCACAAUACAUCCGUCCCCGCGGGGUCCGCCGUCGCCGCCGCCACUAUGGCCGCCAGCAAUCGGUGCGGGUGUGGAAACGGAACGCACAAUUUGGCGGUAUCUAUCCGCCGAACUACGACCUCGUGCAUCACUGCCUUCGCACACUGCCGUCCGACAGCGACCAGCAACUUCGAACCAACGUUACGGAUGCCUGCGAGCGCCACGACCCAUGCCAGCACGGUGGCAUCUGCAUAUCAACCGAUUCGGGCCCAAUCUGCGAGUGCCGCAACGUGGAGUACGAGGGAACAUACUGCGAGCGAGACAAAGCACCGUCGGAAGCGACGUUCCGUGGAACCGAGUUUCUCUCGUACGAUUUGGGACAGACGGGUGGGGAACCGAUCGUUAGCGCCCAGGAUGCCAUCACGCUAUACUUUCGUACUCGCCAACCGAACGGACUCCUAUUCUACACCGGUCACGGAACUGAUUAUCUGAAUUUGGCCCUUCGCGACGGUGGUGUGUCGCUGACGAUGGGUCUCUCGAACGGGAAGCAAGAGAUGCACAUCAAACCGUCCCGCGUACGCUUCGACGACCAUCAAUGGCACAAAGUUACGGUUCAUCGGCGUAUCCAGGAGAUCUCGUCGAUAACGAGCUUCUGUCGGCUGGUCGCCGUGGUGGACGAUGUGUACACGGACCAUUCGCACAUCGCCGGCAAGUUCACCAUGCUCUCGUCGUCCCGGGUGUACGUGGGCGGUGCAGUAAAUCCCCGGGCACUUCUGGGCGCACGUGUGCACAACAAUUUCGUCGGAUGCCUGCGUAAGGUCGAAUUCUCUGCCGAUACACUGCGACUCAAUCUGAUCGAUUUGGCGCGCACCGGAUCAAAGCUGAUACAGGUGGCUGGACGGGUUGAUUAUACGUGUCCAUCCGGAGAUCCGCAGGAUCCGGUUACCUUCACCACACGGGAAUCAUAUCUCCUACUUCCACCGUGGGACGCAUCGAAGCAGGGCAUACUGUCGUUUAAAUUUCGCACAAACGAGCCAAAUGGAUUAAUAAUCCUCAACACAAUGACCCGUGCACCGAAGAGUAACUUCUUCGCGGUGGAGUUGCUGAACGGGCACAUCUACAUCCACAUGGAUCUUGGGUCCGGUGCGGUGAAGGUGCGUGCAUCAAGGCGUCGUGUUGAUGAUGGCGUUUGGCACGAGCUGUCGCUGCGUCGGAAUGGCCGCGACGGGAAGGUCGGGGUCGAUGGGCAGUGGAACGAGUUCCGGACGCCGGGUGAAGCGUCCCAGAUGCAGCUGGACAGUCCCAUGUACAUCGGUGGCAUCGGGCCGCCGUACGCUGAGAUCUACAUUCCACCGGCCAUUUGGACAGCGACGCUGCGUCAGGGAUUCGUUGGCUGUUUGCGGGACCUUACGCUGUCCGGCAAACCGGUCGAUAUUGCCCACAUCGCACGGCAACAGGAUUCAGGUGCAAUCAAACCGUCGUGUCAUGUGAUAGCGAACCAGUGCGGUGGACAGGUGUCACCCUGUCAGAACGGUGGCCAAUGUACCGAGGGCUGGAAUCGACCGCUCUGCGACUGUUCGGCGACGCUAUUCACCGGACCGACCUGUGGCCGUGAAUCGGCCACGCUAGCCUUCAACGGAUCGCAGCACAUGGCCGUGUGGAUCGGUGGCACCCAGGGCAGCCGGACGCAAACGGAGGAGCUGGUCAUACGCUUCAAGACAUCACGGCCGGCCGGACUGCUGCUGCUCACCAGCGCCGAAUCCAGCUCAUCCGAUCGGCUCGAAAUCGGGCUGGUUGCUGGCCGUGUACGGGCCAACGUACGGCUUGGAGAUCGCGAAAAGAACUUACUCGCCGGUCUGACCGUCCUAAACGACAACAACUGGCACACGGUGAGAUUUUCUCGCCGUGCGUCGAAUCUGCGGCUGCAAGUUGACGGGACACAGCCCGUCAGGGGUAUGUUAUCUGAAGCAAUACUUGGCCGGCACAGUACGCUGGAGGUUAAAUCCAUACAUCUGGGCGGACUGUUCCAUGAGGAGGAAGAAAUCCAAAUCACGGCCGCGAUGCCGAACUUUGUCGGUCAGCUGCAAGGCUUCGUCUACAACGGCCAUCGCUAUAUCGAUCUGGUGAAGUCUCUCGGACCGGAACUUUCCUCCCUGCCGACGACCACCUUCAAGCUGACGGCACGGUUCGUAAACUCGCCUCCGGGAUCGCCGUAUCUUCCGGCCACCUUCCGGUCGAAGCACUCGUACGUCGGUUUACCAAUCCUGAAGGCGUACUCGUCGGUUUUUAUCGAUUUCCGCUUCAAAACACUCGAACCGAACGGACUCCUCUUCUACAACGGCGGCAAACGGUCCGACUUCGUGGCGGUGGAGCUCGUCAACGGACACAUCCACUACGUGUUCGAUCUGGGCGAUGGGCCGAUCACGCUGCGCGACAAGGCCCGCAUACACAUGAACGAUAACAGGUGGCACUCGGUCAGUAUACGUCGGCCCGGGCCGAAAACGCACACGCUUGCCGUGGACGAGUCGAUCGAGAUAUACACAGCCAGCGGCAAUAACAUGCACCUCGAGCUGGAAGGCAUCCUGUACGUCGGCGGUGUCUUUAAGGAUAUGUACACGCGACUACCCUCGAGCAUUGCGUCCCGGUCCGGGUUUGAGGGAUGCAUUGCGUCGGUGGAUCUUGCCGACACAUCGCCCAGCCUGACGGAGGAUGCCGUCGUGCCGAGUUCGUUGGUGGUGUCGGGUUGCGAAGGACCUACCAAAUGUAGCCAGAAUGCGUGCGCCAACCGGGGCGUCUGUGUGCAGCAGUGGAAUGCGUAUGCGUGCGAAUGUGACAUGACUUCCUUCACUGGUCCUACGUGCUACGAUGAAUCCAUUUCCUACGAGUUCGGUAACAACAAAGGCCUCAUACAGUACAACUUUCCACCGGGUCGGCAACCAGACACCGAGGAGGACAGCAUAGCGCUCGGGUUCGUUACGACCAAAUCGGAUGCCGUGCUAUUACGCAUCGAAAGCUCCACAACGCAGGAUUACAUCGAGAUGGAGAUCGUGGAAGGAAAUGUCUUUACCGUGUACAAUGUUGGCACGCAAGAUCUCCCGCUGGGCGAGGUGGCCGUCAAGGUAAACGACAACAACUACCACAUUGUGCGGUUCACACGGACCGGAGCGAACGCAACGCUGCAGAUCGACGACUACAACGUCCAGACGGUCUCAUCGAUCGGACACCAAUCGACCGUGUUUACAUCGAUGGCCAACAUACAGGUCGGCGGCAAGAUCGCACGCAACGGACGUUCACGGAUCGAGCGACCCUUCAGCGGUGUGAUCGCCGGCCUGUCCGUCAAUCGGCUGCGCGUUCUCGAUCUGGCGGCGGAGCGCGAUCCGCACAUCAACGUUCGGGGCGAUGUACAAUUGGUAACUGGCGUUUUAGAUAGAAAUGACCAAAGAAUGCAGCAGAACUCUUCCGAUCAUUUCAAGACCCCGGCCAGCGGCUACCCAGGCGUGAUGGACGAUCUCAUCUUUAGUGGGGCCGGUUCCGGGUGCCGCGGUGACGACGAGGACGAAUGUACGCCACCGUUCGAGAAUGGUUCGGGCGACGAUCUGAUCACGCCGGUGUACGUACCACCGACCAAGCAAACGGCCACCACCUCCUCGGGUGGCGGUAAGGAUGGUUCGGGAGGGCGUGGACGUGGUAAGGCGGGCGAGAAGCUGUGCGACGAUGAGGACUGUCUGCACGGUUCCGGCAGCGGUGAGGUGACGGAAGUAUUUACAACGUCCACGGCAAGAAGUUCCGAAACGAGCCCCGAGAUGACCUAUACAACGGUCGAUUUUGAUAGGAAAACGGAUGGCACACCGUCGUAUACGACACAACGCCGAACACCGGAUACGUACUCAUCUUCCUCACACACGACCAGCGAGAUGGAUACGACCAGCGGCAUCAGCAGUGGUGGUACUACCGGCAGUUUUGGCAGCAGUAGUGGAAGCUACGGCAGUCCGGUAGACAGCUACGGAACGACGGUUUCGAUGGGCACCACCGGUUCCGGUACGACGGCGGGCACCACCACCACUGGGCGUGUGGUAACGACCUCCACCGGUACGACGGUGGGUCUCAGCACGUACGGCUCAACGACACAGCAGCAACAGCAGCACACACCCUCCGAAACAACCGUCAGCUAUCGCGACCGGGACCGGGAUCACAUUCGCGAGACAACCUACCCCCAAACUCCGACCACGACCGAGGAGGAGAUUGUGGAUGUGCAUCUGCCGACCGAUGAUGAGGACGAUGGCGAAGAGCACCGCACGACCGUACAUCAAACACCGAACGGCCGGCGACCACCGCCCGUGAAGGUGGCGGAACCGCCAAACCCCGAACCGGAGCAACCGUACCAGCCGCACCCGCAACCGUACCCGCCGACGCGGCUGCCCAAGCACAAAGGUGGCCGCAUCAACUCCGAAGCCGAGGAGCGUACCGCAAUGAUCAUCGGGAUCGUGGCGGGUGCGCUGAUCGCCGUCAUUCUCGUCAUUCUGCUGGUGCUGUGGAUCAAAUCGAACGGUGACCGAUCGUACAAGACGGAGCACGACAAGAGCGGACUGUACGGGCAGGGCCCGAGUGCGGCCCUGCUGGGCGGAUCGCAUGGAAACUCGGGCACGCACAAUGCGCACCACUACAACCAACAGGCCCAGCAGGCGAGCCACCAUCAGCCGCAGCAUCAUCAUCAACCGUCCGCGCCACCGCACUACAAUGGCCAUCAUUCGAAUGGCGGCAGCACGCUCCCGUUGAACGGUUCGCUCCGACACCACGGCCCGGGCAAUGGUGCGAUGGGCGUGAGUGGCUCGGGUGGCGGAAUGGGCAUGGGAAGCGGGGGAAACAUGAGCAUGGGCUACGGUGGGUUGAACGGUAGCGGAAGCGAUAAGGGUAGCAUGCAGUCCAGCGGUGGUGGAGGCGGAGUUGCCGGUGGCCCUGGUGGUGGCGGUAUGGGGCAACCGCAGCGUAACAAGAGCCGCAACUCGAAGGAUAUCAAGGAGUGGUACGUGUAA
This is a messenger RNA of Anopheles marshallii, 6558 nucleotides long. Its product is annotated as neurexin-1. Lineage: Eukaryota; Metazoa; Arthropoda; Insecta; Diptera; Culicidae. The transcript has 22 exons. The record is from RefSeq and is a predicted model, not a curated record. Bases 1 to 6558 code for a protein of 2185 amino acids.